UGUAAAAUCUAACUCACAAUUUGUACCAUUGUUAUUGAAAAGAUCUAUUGUUAUUGUAUUUGUUCAUAAUAGUUACAAUUUGUUUUGUUUUUUAAUUUGUGGUAAAAUGGAUAAUAUUUUAGGAUACAUGGAUGGAAGAUUCGAAGUGUCAUUAGCAGAUUCAACAAUGAUGUCAAUAGUUCACAAAGCAAUGAACAAAGCUCAAGAGAAAAUGAAUACAAAAACAGGAGUUCUUGAAAGGUUGAAUGAGAUAUCAAAAUUUUAUGAAUUGGCAGUGAUGCAACUUGAAGGUUGUAUAACCAUAGUUCAUGCCGAGACCGAAAGUAGUUAUCUCGAAAGCAAUCACGAAAAACUACUCGACGACUUGGAAGAAAUUAAAGAUCGUCUUCAAGGACGCCUCGAGGAAUCCGAAUCGAUUAUUUUAGAGAAGGAUAGAGAGUUGUCACAAAGAUUGAAAAAAAAUCAAACAACUAGUCACCACAAUAAAGUAAGGAGUGAUGGUGAUUUAUGUGAUUUGAGGAGUAGUAUGGAUCAACAAAUGUUGAAUAUGAAGCAAAGACUUGAACCACAACAAGAAAUAGUGGAAAAUGUGGUAACACAACCACAAAAUAUUGUUAAUGACACAAAAAAGAUUGAAGAGAUGGGUUCUGAUAUUGAUGUAUUAAAGCAAACUAUGGAUCUUGCUUUUGGUAAGAUGCAAAGUGCUAUUUUUUCAUGUGAGAUGAGGCCAAAAGAGAGGCAAUGGAAGUUGAAAAUUGAAAAAGAUAUGAUUUCUAUAUUGAUUAAAAGUUUCAUGAGUGAGUUCCAAGAGAAAAUUGAGAUAUAUAAGAGAGUUAUUAUCAUUAAUAUUCAAAGUUAUUAUUUUCUUCCUUACUUUUAUCUAAAAUCCAACAAUUUCAACAAGGUAGAAGCUAGAAGGAAUGAGAAUCAUGUUCACAAAUGUUGGCAAAAGCAUUGGUCACAACUUAUGAAUGAGGUUGUAAGUUUAAAGAAUGAACUUGUCACUAUGCUUGAAACAUUUCCUGAGGAUUAUGAUUCUUCUGCCCUUUCUUCGCCGACAAAGUCUUCGUCUGAAGAAGGAACUCAUGACGCAUUUCGUCGAUUUUUUCAAAAGAUGGAAGAAAGAGAUCAUAAGGAGGGAGAGUUGUUAGUAGAAGAAGAGAAUGUAAAUCGAAGCUUAGUAGCUAAGAUGAUCAAGAAUCACGAAUCUAUUAUUCGACAAAAGAACGAAGAAUUGAAUCGGAUUAAACAUCGGAAAAAGGCAGCGUCGUCUAGGAAAAGAAAGGAACUAAGCAUCAUAGAAGAAAAAAUCCAUAUUUUAACUGAAAGAGUGGAUGAACUUAUAAAAAGGAAUGAGAAACAAAGUAAAUAUCUUUUCAACCAAAAAGCUAUUCAUGACAAGGAAACACUUCCAAGGAAAAAGUUAUCAUCAUCACAAGAAUAUGAGAUUGACUUGGAGAAGAUGAAUGAGUUGAAUGAAAACAUUGAGAGAAAUGAAAUCAAAAUGGAAAUUAGAGAAGACACAAAUUUUCUUGUCUCCUUUGAGGAAAUUAAGGAUAUCAAUUUCAAACAAGAAUUUGGCUUAUCUAAGGAACCUUUGGAAGAUGAAAUAGAUGGAACAAUCAAGGAAGAUAUAUGCAUGCUUGUAUUUAGGAAGACUAUUGAAGAAUUUAACAAAAUGAUGAAUGAGUUGAAUGAAAACAUUGAGAGAAAUAAAAUCAAAAGGAAAAUAAGAGAAGACACAAAUUUUCUUGUCUUUUUUGAGGCAAUUAAGGAUAUCAAUUCCAAUCAAGAAUUUGUCUUAGAUGAGGAAUAUUUAGAAGGCUUGAAAUCUCAUAAUCAAGAUAAUGAAAUAGAGGGAACAAUAAAGGAAGAUAUAUGCAUUCUUGUAUUUAAGAAGACUAUUCAAGAAUUCAACAAAAUAAUGAAAAUUUGCAAAGUGGACAAUGUAAUAGUUGACAAUAUAAUAAGAGAACAAAUAGAUCAAAUUGUGUUAGAAGAAACAUUGGAACAUUGUGUCAAAAUUUCAAAUAAUUCGUCAAGUGAUCAUCGAAAAAACAUCAAUAUUGUACAAGAUAAUUUAUCUACUAUGAUAUUAAAUCAAGUGCAAAAAGUUCAAGGACAAGAGAAUUUGACAAUUAUAUUGUUAGAGUCUUUACUUAGUUGUUUUGAAGCUGAGGAGAAUCUAAUGUUAAGUGCACAAUCUGAGAUUAAAGAACAUAGCAAACAGCUCGAUUUAGGUUCGGAACGCGGCGACUUACAUGAGCAUGAAAUAUUUGAAGAUUUGUUAACUGGUGAGGAAGAAACAUUUUCUUCACUAACAAGUAAGGUGGAAAAUGUUUUGCAACAAUUAGGUAUAAGUAAAGCACUUCUAAAGGGUUUAGGAACAAGCUUAGGACAUAGUCUACGUGAUUCAGAAAGUUUUCAUCACCAAAUUUUUGCUAAUGAACAAGAGCAAUUGGGUUUGUCUUCUUUUGAAUCUCCAACAUUUGUAGAAUUAGAGGCAAUGAUAUACCAGAAAUUGACAUUUGGAGAAUUUGAAGAAAUGGUAUACCAAAAAUUGGAGAUUUUAACUAUGAGGUUGGAAAAGAUGAAAUGUUGUGUGGAUUCAAUUAUUAAGAUGGUUGAUUGUUUGAGAAGAAAGGAGUUACUUUACCAAAAGGCCUUCAUUAUAAGAUGUCAGAAUCUCCAAAUUGCUGAAGCUGAGGUUGAUCUUCUUGGUGAUCAAGUGGAUGGACUUUUGACAUUACUUGAGAAGAUAUAUGUAACCCUUCAUAAGCAUGCACCAGCCUUGCAGCAGAAUUUUGAGGUCCUUAACAUUUUGGAGUUGAUAAAAACAGAAUUGAUUAGUGGAACUGUUCAAGCUGCAACCGUGGUGACUUAAACUAAUUCAUGUUGUAAUCUACAUUCGGAAUUAUGCAUGCUACUAGUGCCGAUUUCAA
Trifolium pratense (red clover) is the source of this 2942-nucleotide messenger RNA. RefSeq names its product WPP domain-associated protein. NCBI's taxonomy places the organism in Eukaryota, Viridiplantae, Streptophyta, Magnoliopsida, Fabales, Fabaceae. The transcript has 6 exons. The coding region runs from base 107 to 2884 and encodes 925 amino acids. The record is from RefSeq and is a predicted model, not a curated record.